UAAGAGGUAUCGUAUCGCCGUGUAUAUUACCGAAGGACAGGACAGAGAACUGGGUCGAUAUUGCGGUCAAGCGGUUGGGGAAAGAUAGUUCGACCGCAGUGGGUCCGUUGUGAUCCUCGAGAGGUCAACAAUGAUCCGGCUGGAGUAAGUCCGUCACCGACGGAGAUGGGUAGAGUGACCAACGUGACCAAAUCAGCCCUCAAGGGGUAUCAAAGACAUCCGUCGCAGAAUCAGCAGCCACGAUAGAUCUCAUGGUCGAGCUUCUGGCAACUACCAACGGUCAGAUGCGGUCCCAUGAUCGAGACAGCCGAUGCAGGACCCUGAUCAAGCCCGGACAGCCAGUUGAGGCGUUCACCAGCCGUGGCCCACAGUAUAGAGUCAUAUCCAGCCGUCAUUCCUGUCCGUAUUUAAGAGAAGAAUAAAGUUUUUUUUGUCGUUUGGACACAAUCCACAGUGCAUGACGGAAGUAAAUGAUCCUCGAGGGUCAAAAGUCCCGAAGCCAAAGCAGCACGAAGAAACGUGACCCGCCGCCGAUGAUUGGAUGUUCUGCUUCUCGAGAUCCCAUCGCUCUCUGGCUCUCCUCCUACGCUUGGGAUCGCCCAUCUCUCCAUCUUCCUUGGAAGUAACGGAGUUUCGCACCUCGUUAGUUCGCUUAUCUGUUGUGGUAGUCAGGUACUACCCACCUCUCAACCUUCAAUUAACUCCGCCCUCCCCGCCAACCUGUCCUCUUGGCCCCAUUCCCAGGCAUCCAUCUCCUCCGUUCUCCAUUCUCCUAUGCCGCGUCGAUAGCCUUUAAGGCCUCGGUUCCCUCCUCUUCCUCCCCCUUCCCCCUCCUCGCUCAACCCCUUCUGCCCUGCCAGGGCAGUCCAGACCGCCAUGUCUACCUACCAAUCUCAUGCCCACGCCAAGCAGGGCCACGCUGCGGUCCCGCGACAGUUCCCCGCGUUUAACCCGGUCGCCGCUGUUAUCGCACCCGCGGGGACCUUUCUCCCCGGGACCAAGGUCCAGGUGGGCAGUCAUCGCGUGGUAGUGGAGAAAUACCUGUCCGAGGGCGGCUUCGCUCAUGUCUACGUGGUCCGGCUGCCACAGCCGGUCAACGGCACGGAGACAGCGGUGCUGAAGCGGGUCGCCGUCCCCGACAAGUCGGCUUUGGCCAGCAUGCGCACCGAGGUAGAGACCAUGAAGAAGCUCAAGGGACACCGGCAUAUUGUCAGAUAUAUCGAUUCGCAUGCCUCGCAAUUACAAGGCGGCGGAUACGAGGUCUUUCUACUCAUGGAGUAUUGCGGGGGUGGUGGUUUGAUUGACUUUAUGAACACCCGGCUUCAGAACCGGUUGACGGAGCCCGAGAUUGUCAAGAUCUUCUCGGACGUGGCCGAGGGAGUGGCUUGCAUGCACUACCUCAAGCCGCCUCUUCUCCAUCGAGAUCUCAAGGUGGAGAACGUCCUGAUCUCGCGCUCCCAAGGUUCGACCAUCUAUAAGCUGUGCGACUUUGGAUCUUCAGCGCCUCCAUGUCCGGCUGCUAAAUCGGCUGCCGAAGGUCGCUUGAUCGAGGAUGAUGUGCAGCGCCAUACGACAAUGCAAUACCGCAGUCCGGAGAUGAUUGACGUUUACCGGAAGCAACCAAUUGACGAGAAGAGCGACAUCUGGGCGCUCGGUGUGUUCUUGUACAAGUUAUGUUACUAUACGACUCCAUUCGAAGAGGUUGGACAAAUGGCCAUCCUCAACGCUAGCUACAAAUUCCCCGCAUACCCUCAAUUUUCGGAUCGAUUGAAGUUGUUGAUUGCAAUCAUGCUUAAGGAGAAUCCACAGAAACGCCCGAAUAUAUACGAGGUGGUCAAGGAGGUCUGCGACAUGCAAAAGAAGGAGGUGCCAAUUAAAGAUAUUUACUCAAAUCGGUCGAUCUCCGAAGUGCGACGGAAUCAGGAACUACCACCUACGCCAACGGAAGCACCUGCGGUGGGCGCUACAUUCUCCCCACCCAUGCAGGAGACCGAGAUCAUUCCCGAGAUCGCACCCAUGCGAAGAGGCCGGCCCGGAAAGCCUCAUUCGUCUGCACAUAGCUCGGCCAAACCCAGCCCUUCUCCAUACCGUGGUGGCUCCAAGACGUCAUCUCACGAUCCAUUUGCGGCAUUAGACGGAAAUUCAAAGAAGAAUGCGGAUGAGCUGUCGAACCGAUUUCCAACGCUGGAUCAGUUUGAUAUUCUGCACGAGAAGGGAGACAAAUUUGAGUUUGAGCCAACCGUCAAGGAAACGAAAUCGGAGGAUGAGGAUCUUUCGCAGAGACUCACGAAUGCGCUGGCAGACGAUGCUUUCGCACGAGCGGCCUCGCCAGAGCGACAAGUGCCUCCUGCAGAUCGGCGCUCGCAGAUCUCGCCCGUACGUUCACAGAAGCCCCAAGAGGUGUCUACUCGGCAGCAAGCUCCUCUAUACCAGCCCACCCCUAAGCGGCCAUCAAUGAUCUCUACCGGUACGAUGACGUCUCCUUCUCAAACACCACGUCUGCAAGAGCCGAAGAUUUCCAGUCGACCAAUCUGGCGCGUCCCGCCUUCCGAUGAGCGACGACCUUCCAGCCAGCCUUGGACGGAAGAGGAACAGAAACUCUCAGGAUAUAAGGCUCCGUCCCCACCAUCGGCCACUUUGAGACCGGAAGCCAGCCCGCGCCUGUCUUCUGAUCGGUUGUCCAACCACUCUACUUCUGCGCGUCCCUCCAUGGAGACCCUACGACGGCCGUCCGGUUUGGAAGCAACUGAUCCAGUGGGUCGAUCCAAAUCUGCUAUCGGGAAGGCGCGCCCCGUCUCCGUUCAAGCUUCAUCUCGUUACGACCUCCCGCGUGACUCGGAGACGUCACGCUCGUCUCUGGAUCUCUCGCACCUGAAAUACGAAGGUGGCGCUCCCCUCAGAACGGUGCGCACGGAGAUUGAUCGGGACUAUGAGCGAGCCAAAAUUUCCUCGGAUGUGGACUAUUUGCGUGCAAAGGAAGAGGAAGAAAGCAACCGUAAGCGUGAAAAACGGUCGAGCAGCGGUGCGAAACACGCCAAGCGAGGAAGCUUGUCCUCUCUGUCACUGUCUGGAAGCAAGACCCUGUUUGCCGGUCGUUUCGGCGAGGCAUUCCGCCGCUUCGAGAGUACAAACCAGGAAAAGUCCUCCACUUCGACAGCGGAAGAGAAUCCUCAGCACCAGGCGUCCUUGAUUGGGGAUUCAGAAGUUUUGAAUUCUUCGCCAAACGAGGGGCUCUCGUCGUAUGAAGAUGAUGUUUUGGAAGAUGUGGACCGCGAUGACAUCUCUCCGGAAAUGCGCCGCGAACUCGAGCGCCGUCGGCUCUCCCAGGAAGAGAAACGCGUUGCCAAUGCUGCAGCGGACUAUAGGCGACGGGUCGCCGAAGGCGAUGGGAGCGGCCAGCAUCGAUCUCGCGCGAUUUUGAAUCGGGUGCAGAAUUUCAUUGGGGAGUCCAACAAGCCCCCGGUGGCUCCCAAGACCGCAACCGGGUAUGGGAAAUACACCGAUGCCAAUGCUUUGCAGGCAAAGCCAGGUGGCAGUAACAGUCGUCCCUCCUCAUCGGGCACGCUCCCCAUCUCGCGUACCCCCGGGCCCAUUUAUGGUGCUCGCGAAGGGACCAUGGCCCCUCCAGACCGUCGUGAAGAUGCCAGUGCCCCUGCAGGUCUAUCUCAGUCUACCACCACCAAUGCUCCAGGAUACCCAUCUGCUCGUCCCCCAUCACGACCUACGGCCCCACCGAAGCCGAAGAACCUGCGCGUUGGCGGACAGGACCCAUCCCGGGCUGUACUAACAAGCCACGACCGCAGCCCCUCCGUAGCGACACCGACCAGUCCGGGAGGAGAAGACUGGGAAGCGAAUUUCAGCCGGCGGUUCCCAAGCCUGUCUGGCCUAGAGAUGGAAACGGAAAUUGAGGUACCGAAAUACCCCAAGCUUAGAACCCGGGAGGUUUGAGAGGGGUGUACAUUCCUCGCUGUCGAUAGAUGUGUUUUGUUUUCUGGUUCGAUGUGUCGCGGUUCUUUAGCGUGUUUCUCCUAGAUCGGGGGUUCAGCCCGCGGGGAGUGUAUGAUGUCUUGUUGAGGUGAUGCAUAUAGAGAGAAGUGCCAUAUGAUUCAUUCAAGUCGAGCUCCUAUCUCGAUAAACCUUAUCUCUAGCAAGAAAGAGAAAGGAAACAGAUGUCGUCUUCUCGAGUUCCUACCUAUUCCAUAUCUGCUCCUUCGUCUUCGGUGCUCGUUCCUGGACCCAAGAAUCGCCAUCGAGCUUUUCCAGAACCCAUUAAAUCACCACUCUCUCGGCUUUGUUUCAUUGGCCUAGAAAGCUUUUAGCCAUCUUCUGAGUCUGCCGCGGUCUAUAGCCAUGUCGUCCUGCUCGAGUAGGGCCUUUAUGAACGUCCCAGGGCGUGACCCAUACACCUUCGUCCACGCUUCUAUCCCAUUGGGCCAAUACUGUGGUUGUUCGAGAAGUAGCCACUCAUCGCCCGGCCUUGAUGCCUUCACUGGAUCGCCGACUUCCCCGUCACCCUCAAGAACUCAUUCUGCAAAUGCUCCCAUAUCUUCUGAUGUAUCCCGUCUCGUCUGAUCCCACUCAAAACAUUUUGCACAUUUGCAUCGCCGCUUUCACACACCUCAUCUACGAUAUACACACCGCUUCCCACAGCCCCGUCACUACCGAUGGCAACCUCUGUCCCACCUAGCAAACCCCCAGACUGUGUCUUUGACGAAAACCUGGAACUCGUCGCCAAAAAACAGUGUCUCUCACCGGUCUCAUCAAGAGAAACGUACACCUUCGUGGAAAAUAAGCCUGUGAACCAGAAUACCGAUCUCAUGACUGCCCCCGUCGCUCCUUUCAUCGAUUUUGCAAGCGGCGUGGCCACAAAACCGGGGUAAUUGUGCACGAAGCUUACACCCGGAGCCAAUUCGGAGGAACGCUCCAGCGUCAGGGUAAUCAUUGAGCAAAGAUGUCCGCGAGCUUUCCAAGGAAGGACCUUCUUGCCGGGGAUAUCAGUGGGAUUGACGGGUCCCUCUUUCGUGCCGGCUAGGACGGUGACGACUCGGCCGAGGGAUGAUCGUUGUAGCCAGGGGAGUAGAUUGGCGAUGAAUCGCAUGCGAGAGUAGUAACUCAGUGCCAUGAUUAGGGGCAGACGUUCGGAC
Molecule: messenger RNA, 5144 nt
Organism: Penicillium brasilianum
Lineage: Eukaryota; Fungi; Ascomycota; Eurotiomycetes; Eurotiales; Aspergillaceae
Source: the annotation of a GenBank genome assembly